Messenger RNA from Fusarium proliferatum ET1, 945 nucleotides. RefSeq lists its product as uncharacterized. The transcript is spliced from 3 exons. Bases 1 to 945 code for a protein of 314 amino acids. The record is from RefSeq and is a predicted model, not a curated record. NCBI's taxonomy places the organism in Eukaryota, Fungi, Ascomycota, Sordariomycetes, Hypocreales, Nectriaceae.
AUGAGCAUCGAUCUUUACUCUGCUGAAAGCUGUAUUCAGCACUUCUUCGACACCUCAACUACAGUUACGAGGGCGGAAUGUGAUAUGAAAGCCGCAUCCCUUGUCGGCGGGACAGUGACUCCAGUGCCCAUACAGGGUGUGUGGAGCUAUACGGUCACUGGUGGGCCAGGUCAGGCAGAUAUUGUGCAGUUUCGCGCGGAGCGAUCCAAGCUGGAUAUGGCAAAUAUCAGAAUCGCUGAGCUGGUUCACGCAAAAGAUGUUCCAGGGUGCAAGUAUUAUGGGCAAAUCGGUAGCCAACAUCCUCUGUCUAUCUACGUGAUGCAGAAACGUCAUGGCGUAUGUUAUAUCCAGACAAGGGACACUUCAUUGGAGGGUAAGGCGGAAUUUAAGAUGCGGCAAUUCCGGACUGUUGGUGACCUUGCAAGGUUCUUCGCAGCAGCAUGGAGGGGGGCACAGGAAGUGUCUCCGUCCACUGUCAAUAACUUACACAAGGAAUUUGAAACUGAUCUUAAUCGACUAUUUCAACGGCUUCCUGAUCGCUUUACGAAAACACUCAACCUGGUCCGCCAGAACUUGCCCAGAAUCUUCACCCUUCCCUUUGUCAUCACUCACGGUGACCUCAACGAAAUGAACAUUCUUGUUGAUAAUGCCGGCCAUAUUUCUGGCGUUAUUGAUUGGGCAGAGUCAAAAAUAUACCCAUUCGGGAUUUCGCUGUGGGCACUAGAGAACAUUCUUGGCUAUAUGGAUAGCAAUGGCUGGCAUUACUAUAAUAAUGCUCAGGAGCUCAGAGAUGAGUUUUGGCGAAUCUUUGAGACUGACAUUGGAGGCAUUCAGGAGGAAGUUAAGGUAAAUAUCCGUUUUGCAAGGAUGGUUGGAUUAUUCCUACGAUAUGGCUUUCAUCAAGAUGGGGCAAAGGUAUCUAAAAAGCUAGACAGUUUGAAUUAA